Xenopus laevis (African clawed frog) is the source of this 2333-nucleotide messenger RNA. RefSeq names its product TGF-beta receptor type-1 (gene tgfbr1.L). The coding region runs from base 242 to 1744 and encodes 500 amino acids. The record is from RefSeq and is a predicted model, not a curated record. Lineage: Eukaryota; Metazoa; Chordata; Amphibia; Anura; Pipidae. The transcript has 9 exons.
GAUCAGUCUGUGUGUGUAUUUAGUAUAACUAGCCAUGAUGACAGAUUCACCUCUGAGGCCUAUGGCACACGUCUCGUAUUAACACCAGAAAUACCCAUAGAAGACCAUGCCUCGACCCUAAACAAUUGAACAGUAUUACACAGUGCGGGGCAGGGACGUCGCGAGAGGCGGUAUUGGAAAGGGGGAGGAGCGAGAGGAAGAAGGGAUCGGAGGGAAGAUUAAUAGACGGAACAUUGAUGCCAUGUCUGUAUCGGCUUCUUGGCCGUGGCUGCCAAGGCUCUUCGUUCUCUUGUUGGUUGCGCUGAUUUGUGGGACUGAGGCCCUAAAAUGUCAUUGCGAGCACUGUGCGAAAGAAAACUAUACCUGCAUAACCGAUGGACUGUGCUUAGUUUCUAUCUCAGUUGAAGAUGGCAAAGAAACCCACAACAGCAUGUGCUAUGCUAACACGGAACUUGUACCUCGAGACAGACCUUUUGUGUGUGCACCUUCCACUAAUAUUGGAACAUACCAUGAUGUUCGUUGUUGUUAUACAGACUUCUGCAAUAAGAAACUACCAUCUCCAACUUUACCACCACUUAGGUCUACUGCAAACUUCGGGCCUGUGGAGUUGGCAGCUGUUAUAGCUGGUCCAGUUUGCCUUGUUUGCAUCCUACUGAUGUUGAUCCUUUAUAUUUGCCAUAACCGGACAGUCAUUCAUCAUAGAGUUCCUAAUGAUGAAGAUCCUUCAUUAGAUCGUCCUUUUAUAUCUGAAGGCACAACACUAAAAGAUCUUAUUUAUGAUAUGACAACUUCAGGAUCUGGCUCAGGUCUACCUUUACUUGUGCAAAGAACAAUUGCGAGAACAAUUGUUUUGCAAGAAAGCAUUGGAAAGGGUCGAUUUGGUGAAGUGUGGCGUGGAAAGUGGAGGGGAGAGGAAGUGGCAGUGAAAAUUUUUUCUUCAAGGGAAGAGCGUUCCUGGUUCCGUGAAGCAGAAAUAUAUCAGACAGUCAUGCUGCGCCAUGAAAACAUACUUGGUUUCAUUGCAGCAGACAACAAAGAUAAUGGCACAUGGACUCAGCUUUGGUUGGUUUCGGAUUACCAUGAACAUGGAUCACUGUUUGAUUACCUAAAUCGGUAUACAGUGAGUGUAGAAGGAAUGUUGAAGCUUUCUUUAUCCACUGCUAGUGGUUUAGCUCAUCUUCAUAUGGAGAUAGUUGGAACACAAGGUAAACCAGCAAUUGCCCACCGAGAUUUGAAGUCCAAAAAUAUAUUGGUUAAGAAAAAUGGAACUUGCUGUAUUGCUGACCUGGGCCUGGCUGUCAGGCAUGAUUCUGCUACAGAUACAAUAGAUAUUGCACCAAAUCACAGAGUUGGAACAAAAAGAUAUAUGGCACCAGAGGUUCUGGAUGACUCUAUUAAUAUGAAACAUUUUGAAUCAUUUAAGCGUGCUGAUAUCUAUGCGAUGGGCCUAGUUUUCUGGGAAAUAGCACGGCGAUGUUCCAUAGGUGGAAUUCAUGAAGAUUAUCAGUUACCUUAUUAUGACCUUGUACCUUCUGACCCAUCUGUUGAAGAAAUGAAAAAAGUGGUUUGCGAACAGAAAUUAAGACCAAACAUUCCAAACAGGUGGCAAAGCUGUGAAGCACUGCGUGUGAUGGCCAAAAUAAUGCGUGAAUGUUGGUAUGCCAAUGGAGCAGCACGGCUAACAGCUUUACGAAUCAAGAAAACUUUGUCACAACUAAGCCAACAGGAAGGCCUAAAAAUGUAACAAGCCUUUGAAUUGAAUCUCAUUAGUCCUUUAUUUGCCUGAUCCCAAGUUACACUGUUCUACCUCUCCAAGUGAACUGCCUUUCUGAAACAUCAUAGGAACCUCAAGGAUAAGUUCUAGGCCAUAUUGUGCAUAUAAUAUACAAAAUACUUUUGUAUUGGGAUCUUCCCAGGAUAUUUUGUAGAUUUUUAUUUUUUUUUUUCCCAAUAGGAAUUUUUGUUAAUAGAAUGCCGCCAAUGAAAAUAUUCUGCCCUUUUUUUUUUUUUUCUUUUUUUCUUAACCCUUUGUUACAGAUAGAAGUUUUAUUCGUUCCAUUUCUGAAAUUCUAAAUGUUUCUUGGUCAGUGCUGUCUAAUUAUACUUAAAGCCUUUGGAAAUACAUUUUGCAGGGCUUGGUGUAAAUAUACAUAUCUUACAAACAAAAAAAAAAAUCCUAUACCAGUUUUUGGAUAGAAGACACAUGCAGGUCUGUUUUAUAUACAGUAGCUACACUACAAGCCUUCAGAGUGAUUUGUUUUGCUGGAAAUUGCUACACAAUAUAUAUCUUUUUUAUUCCACUACUUAAAAUAUUAUGCAACAAUUUUUAUGUA